AUGGUAUGGUUUUGGUUCAAAGCAUCCAGCGUCCAGCCUGAGCCCGAGCCCGAGCCUUCAAGUAAAACUCUUCACAAAGCCCAGGUGGCAAGAGACACGUCUAUCGAACGAUACCAUAAUAAGAUCAGGGAUCUUCAAGAAAGCUUGGUGCUCGCCGAGCGAGAAGUGAACGAAGCGUACAGGGAAAACGGCAGCCUCCGGCGUGCAAACAGCACUCUCGAGCUGAAUCUCAACAAGGAGCAUGAGGUGAACAAGCAGCUUUGCCAAGAAAUUCAGGCUUCGGAAAAGCGUCAACAAGAGCUUCGCAAGUGCGCUGAUUCUGUGCGAAGUUUGUUGAAGAGAGCAAACUAUGAGCUCGAAAUCCUCAAAAUCGACAAAUACCGCAAAGGCCACCGAUGGAUCACCGCAGUCCAAAGCAACUGCCUUCUGUCUCAGCAGCGAGACUGGUUCCAAGCCACGAGAGACCAGGACAAGUCGGGCUACGCUAAGCUCCAGGCGCAGAAAAACAGGACGUUGUGGAGAUUGACCACAUCUCUCUCGAAGCUCGCACUUCAGAACGACCAGCUAAAGCUCCGCGUCAAAGAACUGAACAAGGCUUUCCAGACGAAGUUUGAGCCUGGUAUUGAGCUUGCCGUCGCAAGAGAGAAGCUUUCGGGAGCAAGACAGAAGAUUCGGGUUCUGGAAGCUGAAAAGCUCGCCCUCCUCGCCAUGGACAAGAAAGCCACUGACCUAGAGUUCUCACUGCGGCAGGAACUCGGGCAGGAGAAGACCCGAGCCUCGAGGUUGGAAGGUGCUUGGAAAGAUGCGGCGUGGUUGUUGGAUGGAGAUUGGCGAUAUGUGGAUAAACAGUCGCUACGCGGAAUUUUGAAGCCCCUUCUGAAAUAG
Molecule: messenger RNA, 885 nt
Organism: Pseudocercospora fijiensis CIRAD86
Lineage: Eukaryota; Fungi; Ascomycota; Dothideomycetes; Mycosphaerellales; Mycosphaerellaceae
Exons: 2
Coding region: 1-885 (294 amino acids)
Source: RefSeq, a predicted model, not a curated record